AAUCCUGCUUUAAUAUCUUACAGGAAACUUCAAAAGAUGGUGCACGACAUCAAGAAAAAUGAAACUGGGAUAAUAAACAAGUUCAAAAAGUUCCAAAAUGAACAAGUGGCCUUAAUUUGCAAAACUGGGAAAGAUACUUGGGAUCGGCUAAAAAAAAAACCACCACCAAGUGUACCAAAAAGGGAUUAUGCUUCAGAACAUGCAGACAAUGAAGAGGAACAAUGGUCAGAUGAUUUUGACAGCGAUUAUGAAAAUCCAGAUGACCACUCUGACUCCGAGAUGUACAUGGUCCCCAGCGAAGAGACCACUGAUGACAGCUACGAACCACACAAUCGCACUAGUCACCAGCAGCCUCCUCCCCUCAACAAACCUCUCCCGACCAUGCCCAGUCCCGCCGGGUCCAGACCAAAGAAACCGUCCAAGCCAUCGUUGCCAGCUCAAUCUACCGCGUCCAAACCAAAACUACCACCAAAGCCUAAGGAGUGCCACGAUGAUGAGGACAACUACAUCGUGCCAGUGGACAACGAUGAUGAUAACUAUAUCGAACCUACGGAAAGCAGCACCUCACUACCGACAAGGCCUCCUGUGAAUAGAUUUGUGAAGCCAACAACAAAGUCAACCUUCCCCACUUCUGCAAAGCCUUCUCUUCCUGCGGACACGCAAGAAGUCUAUGAGGUUCCUGAAGAAGAGGAAAAACCAUCACCAGUAAACAGAAAUAUUGUGCCUCUUCCCAGAAAUCGUCUUCAUCCAAAAGCAGACCGUGAGGCAAAUGAUAAUGAGGAAAGUCAUGGCUUCAAUAGCACUCAGGAGUCCAGAUUUCCCGCUGGAGCAGCUCCUUCUCCAUUACCUAGGGUCAUAAAGAAAACUUCUAAUGCAAUAAGUCCAGCAAAACCAGUUUUACCAUCCAGAGAGGCUUUAACUGUAAAUGAAGAGAAACCUACAGCAGCAGAGCGACGGCGAGCUUCCAGCCAAGAGCUUCCUCCUCCGCCCUUCCCAAGCGGCACCCCAAAGUCUUUGCCCCCAAAGCCCUCAACUCUGCCAAAAGUGCCAGAAGCUGCAAACCGUUCUCUGGGUGCUUCCCCUCGCCACUGUUGUUCAUCAGUUCCAAGUACUGCAGACCAGGAUGCUGGUGUUCAUAGUAAAGCAUGGUAUGCUGCUACCUGUGACCGAAAAACAGCAGAGGAUGCGUUGUAUCGAUCAAAUAAGGAUGGAUCUUUCUUAAUAAGAAAGAGUUCCGGACAGGAUUCAAGACAACCAUACACACUGGUUGUGUUUUACAACCGAAGGGUAUACAACAUCCCUGUACGAUUUAUUGAAUCCACACGACAAUAUGCACUGGGCAGAGAGAAAAGUGGUGAAGAGCGCUUUGACAGUGUUGCUGAAAUAGUAGAGAAUCAUCAGCGCACAUCCCUUGUUCUAAUUGACAGCCAAAAUAACACAAAAGACUCAACGAAACUGAAACAUAUUGUAAGAGUUUCAUAAACUGAACUGCCACCCUCAAGCUUUUCUUAAUCACUUCCUGCAACAUCCCAGAAUUUGUGGAUCAGUUAUUAAAGAAGAUCAUCCAAAAUGACAGAGAAUAUUCUUUAAGAACAUCUCCAAAGCAGUAAGAGAUGCAGCUCAUCAAGUUCAACCCCCUGACAC
Tinamus guttatus (white-throated tinamou) is the source of this 1644-nucleotide messenger RNA. The record is from RefSeq and is a predicted model, not a curated record. Lineage: Eukaryota; Metazoa; Chordata; Aves; Tinamiformes; Tinamidae.